AUGGAUGUUAACAGUUAUGAUGUAUAUCGUCGUGAAACUCCUAAAGAAUCUAUUUUAGAAAGUAAAGUAAUUUACAUUAAUGGAAAGUCAAAUUUAAUGUAUUUAAUUGAUAAAUGUAUUAAAGCACUUGAAAGAACAUCAGAUUCAGUUAUAUUUUUUGCUUUGGGUGCUCAAAUAAAUAAGGGUUGUCUUGUAUUAGGAGAAUUACAACAAAGAUAUGGAUUUACAUUAGAUUUUGAUAUUUUUACAAAAACAGAAAUAAUGGUAGAUGAUCUUGUACCAUAUUUAGAUGAUGAAGAUAUUAAAACUAGGGAAAGAUUUAAAUCUUCAAUGAUUUUUCCUCCUAGAAUAGCUAUUGUUGGUGCUGGUCCAUCUGGAUUAUACACAAGUACAGGAAUAAUAAGAAAAUUUAAAAAUGCUUAUAUAGAUAUAUUUGAUAAAUCACCAGUUCCAUAUGGUCUUGUAAGAUAUGGUGUUGCACCAGACCAUCAAGAUGUUAAAAAUUGUAUACAUCAAUUUGAAAAAUUAUUUAUAAAUAAUUCUAAUAAUGUUUCAUUAUUUUGUAAUGUAAAUAUAGGUCACGAUGUAACAUAUAAAGAACUUUGUCAAAAUUAUGAUGCAAUAAUUUUAGCUUAUGGUGCUUCUAAAAAUAGACAUUUAUCUAUACCAGGAAUAGAUGCUAUAAAUUGCUUUGCCGGAGGUGAUUUUGUUUCUUGGUAUAAUGGGGCACCAAAUUUCAAUGCUCCUUUAUUAGACAAGAAAUAUGCUGUUAUUAUUGGUAAUGGCAAUGUUUCUUUAGAUUGUGCUAGAAUUUUAUUAAAAAAUGUAAAGAAUCUAACAAAAUAUGAUAUUACAAAUAAAGAAUUACAUUUAUUAGAGGAAUCACGUGUAUCCGAUAUUAAAUUAUAUGGUAGAAGGGGACCAGAGAACACAUCAGUAACAAUAAAAGAAUUUCGAGAAUUUUUACGGUUACCUUGUGCAUCAAUUAAAAUUGAUAUGUCAUUGGAAUAUUUUAAUAAUCUUAAUAUUGAUAAAUAUCCUCGUCCUUUAAAAAGAAUUUUAGAAUUAAUGAUAAAUCAUAUUUUAGAACAAGAGAAAAAUGUGGAUGGAGAAAAAAAUGGAGUAAUAGGAUUUUAUAAAUCUCCAGUUAAAGUUCAUAAAAAUUCAUCAAAUCGUAUUGAAGCAUUAGAUAUAAAAAAUAAUUUAACAAAUGAAAUAAAAACUAUACCAUGUGAUUUAUUAAUUUAUGCUAUUGGUUUUGAAACGUAUAUAUUAAAUGGAUUACCACAAAUUUCAAAUAAAUUAGCAAUGAAAGAUUUUUACAGAGUAGAUAAUUCAAAUAUUGAUACUGAUUGUUUAACUUAUGCUACGGGUUGGUGUAUUCAUGGAGCAAAAGGUGUUAUUGCUAGUACACAAGCUGAUGCAUUUGGAGUUGCAGGAGAAUUAUAUAAUGACUUAUGUAAUAAUAAAUUUGGAGAGAAAAAGGGUAUUAAAACUUUACUCAAUAAUCGUAAAAUUAGAUAUAUUAAUUGGGAUGAUUGGAAGAAAAUCGAUGAAAAAGAAAUUGAACUUGGUAAAGUAUAUGGAAAAGAAAGGGAAAAAUUGCAAAAUGUUUUAGAAGUUUUAGGAAAAUAA
Messenger RNA from Strongyloides ratti, 1635 nucleotides. Its product is annotated as NADPH:adrenodoxin oxidoreductase, mitochondrial. The record is from RefSeq and is a predicted model, not a curated record. NCBI's taxonomy places the organism in Eukaryota, Metazoa, Nematoda, Chromadorea, Rhabditida, Strongyloididae. Gene Ontology annotation, molecular function: nucleic acid binding. The transcript is spliced from 3 exons. Gene Ontology annotation, biological process: ubiquinone biosynthetic process. The coding region runs from base 1 to 1635 and encodes 544 amino acids. Gene Ontology annotation, cellular component: mitochondrion.